Molecule: messenger RNA, 1603 nt
Organism: Cynara cardunculus var. scolymus (artichoke)
Lineage: Eukaryota; Viridiplantae; Streptophyta; Magnoliopsida; Asterales; Asteraceae
Product: enolase
Exons: 16
Coding region: 59-1396 (445 amino acids)
Biological process (GO): glycolytic process
Cellular component (GO): phosphopyruvate hydratase complex
Molecular function (GO): magnesium ion binding; phosphopyruvate hydratase activity
Source: RefSeq, a predicted model, not a curated record
UAUUCUGUCAAAAGGACAAACUGCAAGAAACUCCAACAGCCGGACUUCGUUAACGGAAAUGGCCACGAUCAAGGCUGUUAAAGCUCGUCAGAUCUUCGAUAGCCGUGGUAAUCCGACGGUUGAAGUUGAUGUUACACUUUCUGAUGGAACCUUGGCCAGAGCUGCAGUACCUAGCGGUGCUUCAACAGGUAUAUAUGAAGCUCUAGAGUUGAGAGAUGGAGGUUCCAGCUAUCUUGGUAAAGGUGUCUCCAAGGCUGUGGAUAAUGUUAACUCAAUUAUUGGACCAGCCCUGAUUGGCAAGAAUCCCACAGAGCAGACCAAAAUUGACAACUUCAUGGUUCAAGAGCUUGAUGGGACUGUAAAUGAGUGGGGUUGGUGCAAACAAAAGCUUGGUGCAAAUGCUAUCUUGGCGGUGUCACUCGCUGUAUGUAAAGCCGGGGCAUAUGUGAAGAAAAUUCCUCUAUAUACGCAUAUUGCAAACCUUGCUGGAAACAAGACAUUGGUGCUGCCGGUGCCAGCAUUCAAUGUGAUCAAUGGAGGUUCACAUGCAGGCAACAAACUUGCCAUGCAAGAAUUUAUGAUUCUCCCUGUUGGAGCUUCUUCUUUCAAGGAAGCGAUGAAGAUGGGUGUUGAAGUAUAUCAUAACUUGAAGUCGGUAAUUAAAAAGAAAUAUGGUCAAGAUGCCACAAACGUUGGUGAUGAAGGUGGCUUUGCUCCUAACAUCCAGGAAAAUAAAGAAGGUCUCGAGCUCUUAAAGACUGCAAUAGCAAAAGCUGGAUACACGGGGAAGGUUGUUAUUGGAAUGGAUGUGGCUGCAUCUGAAUUCUAUGAUAACAAAGACAAAACCUAUGAUUUGAAUUUCAAGGAAGAGAACAAUGAUGGGUCAGAGAAGAUAUCAGGUGACAGUUUGAAGAAUGUUUACAAGUCAUUUGUUAGUGACUACCCAAUUGUAUCCAUAGAGGACCCUUUCGAUCAGGAUGAUUGGGAGCAUUAUGCAAAGAUGACAGCAGAAAUUGGUGAGCAGGUGCAAAUUGUUGGUGAUGAUCUCCUUGUUACAAAUCCUAAGCGUGUUGAGAAAGCAAUCAAGGAGAAGACUUGCAAUGCCCUUCUUCUGAAGGUGAACCAAAUCGGGUCUGUUACAGAAAGCAUCGAAGCUGUUAAGAUGUCAAAACGUGCUGGGUGGGGAGUGAUGGCUAGCCACAGAAGUGGUGAAACUGAGGACACCUUCAUUGCCGAUCUUUCUGUUGGAUUGGCGACGGGUCAGAUAAAGACCGGAGCUCCUUGUCGAUCAGAACGGCUUGCGAAGUACAACCAGCUUCUUAGGAUUGAAGAAGAAUUGGGAUCAGCAGCAAUUUAUGCAGGAGCCAACUUCCGUGCACCAGUUGAGCCUUAUUAGAUUGAGGAUUCCUCCAGCAAUAAUGAUGUCAUUUAUAAGCAUAUUUAAGUUUGUGUAUGAGAAGCAGGCAAGUAAGGAGAUUUUGGGAAGAUGAUGCUAUUUUGGAUCAUGUAUGCUGCUGCUAUGUGUUUUAAUUUUGUCAUUUCGUUUCUUACGAUAUGGAAAGAUGAACAAUAACUUUUUAACUCUCCAUCUAUUUCUCAUCUA